AUGCCUGGAUUUAGCAGUGUAGGAACGUUUAAAAUAUUUGUUGGAAAUUUAUCUGACAAAACAACAAAAGCUGAUAUUCAGCCAUUGUUUGAAAAAUAUGGAAAAGUUGUCGAAUGUGAUAUUGUGAAAAAUUAUGGAUUUGUGCACAUGGAGCAUGAAGAUUCUGGGAGAGAUGCUAUUCAAAAUUUAGACGGUUAUUUGGUUCAUGGAAGUUCAAUUAAAGUGGAGGCAGCUACAAGUCGAAAAGGACCUCAAACACCAACGACUAAAGUUUUUGUUGGUAAUUUAACUGAUAAUACGAAAGCUCCACAAGUUAGAGCUUUGUUUGCAAAAUAUGGAACAGUUGUAGAAUGUGACAUUGUAAGAAACUAUGGGUUUGUUCACAUUGAAAGUUCUGACAAUGUUAAUGAAUGUAUCAGAGAAUUGAAUGGUUAUAUAUUGGAUGGCCAACCUAUGAAGGUUCAGUUAUCAACUAGUAGAGUUAGGCAAAGACCUGGCAUGGGAGAUCCAGAACAAUGUUACAGAUGUGGUAGAGGAGGUCAUUGGUCAAAAGAAUGUCCCAAAGGUGGUGGCCCUGAUCGUAGUAGUUACAGAGAUAGAAUGUUUGCCAGAGAUCCCUAUCCACCACCUCCUCCUCCUCCAUUUUUGAGAGAAAGAAUGAUGGAUCCGUAUUAUGAAAGAUUUUAUGAACGCACUCGUUAUGAUGAUAGUGACUUGUUUGACAGAAGAUUUUCACUUGGUCGUGAAAUUCCAAGAAGCAGAGAGUUUUUACCACCUCCUCCAUUACCUCCUCGCGGUCGUGAAACUUUACCACCCCCGCCUCCUAGGGGUUUUAGUUCUAGUUCUUUGAGAGAAUAUGAAAGAAGCUCCGACUAUAUGUACAGCCGUCGCUCUCCACCCACGACUUCUACAUCUGUCGGCAGUAGAUUUGGUGGUCUAUAUGAAGACUUCAGUCGUGACACUUUCGACGAUAGGGGGUAA
This is a messenger RNA of Pediculus humanus corporis (human body louse), 981 nucleotides long. Its product is annotated as Arginine/serine-rich-splicing factor RSP31, putative. The transcript has 5 exons. Gene Ontology annotation, molecular function: zinc ion binding; mRNA binding. Bases 1 to 981 code for a protein of 326 amino acids. Gene Ontology annotation, cellular component: cytosol. NCBI's taxonomy places the organism in Eukaryota, Metazoa, Arthropoda, Insecta, Psocodea, Pediculidae. The record is from RefSeq and is a predicted model, not a curated record.